ACUGAAAUUCCAGAAUCGGCGAGUCAACCCACCGAUUCAAAGCUCCGUGAAUUGGUUUUGUUACUUUCAUGGUCACAGUCGAGCUAAUCUGCUAUUCAAAAUACAGACGGCCCCAGAAGGUUGUUCUGCUUCGAGCUUCAGCUUACGCGAUCUGUGAACCCCUCAAGGCUCUUUUCUUCAGGUGAGUAAAAUUCCACUCAUCUUUUUCACUUCGCUGGAAACUUAACAAAAUUAUGUACAACUCUUAUGUCAGCUCAGCUGUAUAUUCCAUUCGGAGUAAAGGGCCUCUUUCCCAUUGCUUUAAUGAGCGCCCCAUCUUCUUAAAUGAAAGAUGUAAUGGAAACCCAUUGAAUCUUCCAUCGUCAUCAUGUUGUUCUUGUUGUGUUUGUUAUACAUUUCCAACCCACAGAGUGCCUAUAGGGUCUAGUAUUUUCUAUGGGCCGAGGCAAUCCACCCUGCUUCAAUGGUCGAUAUCUAGGAGAUUGAUGAUGGGUGGCCGAAACCGGUUCUGUUACACGCUUCCGGAAUAUGGGCGAGUUCUGGAUUGUUAUGAGGUUCCUUUUUCUGUAAGUGAUGGUAGGACUUGUCAUUGUAGUGAGGGAAGGAGAUAUAGAAGGUGUUGUAUGGUUUCUGAUAGUGAUUGUGAAUUUGACAAAUCGGAUGGAUUUGAUGAAGAGGACAUUGCUGAGGCAAUGAUCAGUUUGAUAAGGGAGGGUUUUGGAAGCCAGGAAAAAAUUAAGUCAUCUAAGAGAGUAGAAGUGGGAAACCAAAGAAAAUGCGAAGUGAAGGAGAGGAAUUUAAGUUCAUUGAGACGAGUAGGACUGGAGAAAAAGGUGAGAAGAGGUGUCGAGGAGAAAAUGGUAAGUUCAAUUGAAAAGAUAAGAGUAGAUAGGAAAAGAGAGAGUAACCACCAGCGAGACAGAGAAGAGAGGAAAAACAAUGAGUUUGGUUCUUUAAAUAGUAAAUGUAAUAAUAAAGUCGGAUCAAUAGCAGUUGAGUUGAGGAAAGAUGGAUAUGGAUUGAUUGGUGAUCAAUUAGUUCAUUCAAGAGCUGAUAGGCAGAGUUUAAGAAAAGAAGGGUCCACUUGUUCAUCUUAUUAUUCACUCUCCUCCUCUGGGGAUAUUGAGAGUGAUGCUGAAGUUGAAGACAAGAAGGUACAAUUUGUUGAAGAAUCAUCCAGUGGGUACAGAUACGACUCUCCGAGUGAUGUGGGGGAAAAGUUAGAUGGGCAGGUCAAGGAAGCAUUCAAGAGGCAAGCAGACGAUGAGAGGGGACGAGAAGAGGAAACAGUAGUCCAUGAUACUACAGUUGGGAAUAAUGCCAAUUGGCACUUGAAGAAGAACUCAGAGAAUAAACUUUCUGAAACAUCAACAACAGUAACAUACUCCACAAGUGGAACCUCUGAGAUGAACUCAAGAUUGUCAAGGGCCAGGGAUAGUGGUUCCGUAGGUACUUCAAGCACGAAGCAGUUUGUUGACAAGGGAGAGGAAUUGAAAAAAGCUGCGACUAUGAAUGAGGAAUCAAAACAAUAUGAUGCAUCAGGUAAGAAAGUGGGUGGUGUGUUUAUAAAUGAAAGGAAAAAACUUGCAGAAGUAUCAGAAAUAAGCCACAAUAGUGCAGAAGAAAUUUCUCGUUCUCAUAAAAGACUAACCAUUAAGAAUGAAAACCUAGAAUUCGAUGCAAAUCUAAUCUCAAAAGCAAGCAACAAUAAUCAUGGAACUGGCCGUCCUGUCCUUCAAGAAAAAAGUUCAAGACGAAUUUCGUCAUUUCAACAACUUUUGGGAGUUUCAGAAAAUAGAAAAACUGAGAGAGAAAGAAUCUCUAUCUCUCAUCAGACAAGCCAGUCUGAUGCAAGUGAAAGUACAGGUCUCCAUGUAUCUUCUAAUCAAGAGGUUGAAGAAGAAUAUCAUCAAAUAGAAAAUCCUCCCACUGGAGAAGUGGAUUCGAGACAAAAAUUUCUUCAUCUUGGUGUUAUAUCAGUAAUCAAAGAAGGUAAUACCAACACCUCCAUUUCAAGUUCUGAAAUUAGAACACAAAAUGAGGAACAAAAUGUAGCAUUGGUUAAAGCAUCAAAUUUUGUGGCUAAAGACAUAAAGUCUUCGACAGAUCAGAAAGCUUCUCAGAGAGUUAUUUCCAGAAAAGGUUCCCGAGAUGGCUCUAACAUUUCAGUGGUUCAUGGCACUACACAUUCUGAAAAAACAUUUGAAAAUAGAAUCUCCAAGCAAGAAACUAAUAAAUCAGUAGUGGAAAAAACUGUCAAGGAAACCAUAAUAAGACAUGGUCAAAAUAAUGAUCGUGUGGUGCAAACUGAAUCAGAAAAAGAGUCUAAAAAUCAUGUACAGAAACCAAAAGUUCAAGGAUCCAUUAAUUUAAGUUCUCAAAGUAGUUAUCAAGGGAUUGGUGUGAAUAUUGAUGAAAAUAAAAGGUCACAGGCAGUAUUAGUGCCUCCUCCAUCCCAGCUUGCAGCUAGAGAUUCACUGCGAAUAGAUUCUACUAGCGAAAUGGGAAGCCAAGUAGUUUCCAGAAGAACAUCAGGAAGCAGUUCAGGUGCUUCUUACAUGCAGUCAGGAGGAAGUCCAGCUUUGGACCCUAAAUCCUACCAAGGAGGUAGGGCAGAUGAGAGUCUUGAGGAACCUGUGUACGUUAUCACUCCUGAUGAUACUCUAGGUUCAGCUGACCGUUUAGAGAGAUCAUCUGCACAGUUUGUUGGUGAGUUCAUGGAGAAGUCCAGAAAUGAACUCUUAAUUUCUGAAACCCAUACAGAGAGAAAUACCUCUGAGGUUGAUUUACUACAUGAAGAGAAGCAUGGAGAAAGUGAUUUGGUAGAUUAUCAAGGGAAGGACCAUGACUCAAGGCGCUCAUCUGGGAGUUCUGGAACCAAGGGUCCUUCUGAUGAAAUGUGGCAUGUAAUGGACUCGACUACCGAGCAGCCUCCCAAAAGUGAUGAUCCUGAGAUUAGUGCACACAGUGAGAAUGCAAUUGUCAAGAGAAGUGGCAAAUCCUUGUGGAAUGUCAUUUCAGACAUAGUCCGUCUCCGUUGGAACUCACGCACUGAAACCUCUGAGUCAGCUUUAAGAUCAGGUGGAAGAAAUUCACCAAACGAGUCUGUUAGUAAUGAAACAUGGUUUUCUGGCCGUGAACAUGAGGAGAGCGACAAUACAAAAAUGGGAAGAACCACAGUUUCUGAAUUCACUUCAUUGGAUCAGUUGGAAGAACCAAAUCCUUCUGCCCAAGGCCAAGAUUUAUCUGAUGAUAAGAAAGUGAAAAGCAAAUACUAUGAAGUAGAUACUCCAUCUUCCCCAAAUACAGUGGAACCCAACCCAUCAGGUGGGACUUUGUUGGUUUCUGGAGAAGCGAUUUUAACAGACGGUACGAAGGUUGAUGUUAUUUCUUCUGGUUUGGAUAUAGAACCGUCAUCCUUACCACUGUCUACCCAAGGCAUAAAACGAUCUCCCAUGAUUCAAGAAAUGUCUCAUAGUAGUAAAACCGAUGCCUUUGCAAGCAGCUCUACAGAUCAGUUGGGGAAUUCUUUUAAUGCUAAAUUAUCAGAGACAUCAACAACUGGAACCAAGGAUGGGGAAGUGAAACAAAGGAAGCUUCAAAGAAACAAGCAAGUUCUAAAGGAUCGGUUUGAUGAAUGGGAAGAAGCAUACUUACUUGAAACUGAGCAGCGAAAAAUUGAUGAAAUGUUUAUGAGGGAAGCUCUAGCUGAAGCCAAGAAGGCUGCUGAUACUUGGGAAGUGCCUGUUGGAGCAGUGUUGGUGAAACAUGGUAAAAUUAUUGCUCGUGGCUGCAACCUGGUCGAAGAGUUGCGAGAUUCUACAGCCCAUGCCGAAAUGAUUUGUAUUCGUGAGGCUUCGAAGCAAUUAAAGACAUGGAGGCUUGCUGAGACAACUCUCUACGUGACACUUGAGCCAUGCCCUAUGUGUGCUGGAGCGAUACUACAGGCACGAAUCGAGAAUCUUGUUUGGGGAGCACCAAACAAGCUUCUUGGAGCUGAUGGUAGCUGGAUCAGACUUUUUCCCUAUGGUGGAGAGGGAAAUAUCUCAGAACAGUCCGAUAAGCCUUCUGCACCCGUCCACCCAUUCCACCCAAAGAUGACUAUCCGACGAGGUGUAUUGGCAUCAGAAUGUGCAGAUGUAAUGCAACAAUUCUUUCAGCUAAGGAGAAGAAAGAAGCAAAAGAAAGAAAACACUGCACCUCUAGCCAUUGCCCAUCAUCCAUCUAAAUUUCUUACUAGGAUGCAUAAUAUUUUCCAUAUAUUGUUCUGUUUGUAAUGGAAUGAGACGAUCAGAGUGCAUAUGUUGAUUUGUACCUAACAAUAAGCAAGCAAGUAGUAAAUCAAUCGUUCCUUUUUCUGGAGUUCAA
Messenger RNA from Cucumis melo (muskmelon), 4368 nucleotides. Its product is annotated as tRNA(adenine(34)) deaminase, chloroplastic. The transcript has 4 exons. Gene Ontology annotation, biological process: tRNA wobble adenosine to inosine editing. Gene Ontology annotation, molecular function: tRNA-specific adenosine deaminase activity. The record is from RefSeq and is a predicted model, not a curated record. Lineage: Eukaryota; Viridiplantae; Streptophyta; Magnoliopsida; Cucurbitales; Cucurbitaceae. Gene Ontology annotation, cellular component: chloroplast. The coding region runs from base 234 to 4277 and encodes 1347 amino acids.